Macadamia integrifolia is the source of this 1056-nucleotide messenger RNA. Its product is annotated as L-type lectin-domain containing receptor kinase IV.1-like. Gene Ontology annotation, cellular component: plasma membrane. Gene Ontology annotation, molecular function: carbohydrate binding. The transcript has a single exon. Lineage: Eukaryota; Viridiplantae; Streptophyta; Magnoliopsida; Proteales; Proteaceae. The record is from RefSeq and is a predicted model, not a curated record. Bases 1 to 1056 code for a protein of 351 amino acids.
AUGAAGUGGUGGCAAACGAUAUUCUUCUUCAAGUACUCGCUGUUGUUAAAUCUCCAUAUCAGAUUUGUAGAAACACUACAGGAAGAUGUUGCUUUCACAUACAAUGGCUUUCAAGGAGUUGACCUGAGCUUGGGCGGCAUAGCAAACAUUACAGACAAUGGCCUCCUAACAUUAGCAAACACCAGUUCACAAGAAAUGGGUCAUGCCUUCUACCCCCAUCUAAUUCACUUAAGAAAUUCAUCAACCGGUACUGCUCUGUCCUUCUCCACUACUUUUGUAUUUGCCAUGUUCUCUGAGUUAACAACAACAGGUGGCCCUGGUAUCAUGUUCGUGAUUGUACCCUCCCAAGAGUUCCCAGAAGCUUUGCCCAACUAUUAUUUUGGCAUCUUCAACAUGACCAAUCUAGGCUUAUCAUCAAACCAUGUGAUAGGAUUCGAGUUGGAUACCAUCCAAAUGGAGAAUUUUAAUGAUAUAAAUGGUAACCACGUCAGUAUUGAUAUUAACGACUUGAAAUCUGUUGAAGCUGCUCCAGCAUCUUAUAUUAGUGAUCAAGAGAAUCAGUAUCUGAACCUCAGCCUCAUCAGUGGACAGCCAAUGCAACUCUGGGUGGAAUAUGAUGGUACAAAGAAGCAACUUAAGACAGGCAAAGCAAACCCUAGUGUGGAUGUGUUUGCAUUUGGGGCUUUUUUGCUUGAAGUCGCUUGUGGUAGGAGGCCUAUAGAGCCACAAGCAUCAGAAGACUGUAUUGUAUUGGUGGAAUGUGUGGUCUCAAGUUGGAGUAGGGGAGAGAUUCUUGAAACUGUGGAUCCCAAAUUAGAAAUGAAUUAUGUAGUGGAGGAGAUGGAAUUGGUGUUAAGACUUGGAUUACUUUGCUCUCACUCCAUUCCACCUGCAAGGCCGUCCAUGCGACAGGUUGUGCGGUAUCUGGAGAGAGAGAUUCUACUGCCAACGUUUCUAUCAUUUAGUCGGGACUUCUUUGUGUCCUUAGAGUAUACUAGGAAUGCAAUGAAUCAGUUUUCAUCGAUUGCAGAAUCUCAACUCUCUGGAGGACGUUGA